AUGUUUCGGGGGAGAGAGGGGUACAAGGAUAAGAAGGUCUUGAUAGUAGGUGCCUCAGUCUCAGCAGCAGACAUAGCCAUCGACCUAAUCGGCAUCGCCCAAACCCCCAUCCCCGCCGUCGUCCUCGGCCACAAACCCAACAUCUUCUUCGGCGACAUCGCCUUCAAACACCCCCUAAUCCUCCAAAAGCCAUCGCUCUCCCACUUCUCCCUCGACAAAAACAACAGCAACAACAGCAACAACAACAACACCACAACCAUCACCGCACACUUCACAGACAACACCACCAUCCCCAACAUCGACGAAAUAAUCUUCGGCACAGGAUACACCUGGACCCUACCCUUCCUCCCCUCUGUCAAAAUCCGCAACAACCGCAUCCCAGGCCUCUACCAACACGUCGUAUACACCGCCGACCCCACCCUCCUCUUCGUCGGCGCCGUAGCCCCCGGCCUCACCUUCCGCAUCUUCGAAUGGCAAGCCGUACUCUGCGCCCGCAUCCUCGCGGGGCGCUGCAAACUCCCGCCCGUAGCAGAGCAGCGGCGAUGGGAGGAGGAGCGGGUGCGUGAAAAGGGGGAUGGUGUGGGGUUUACGCUGGUGUAUCCGCAGUUUGAGGAGUAUUUUGAGGCGGUGAGGGAGUUGGCGGGGGAGGAGGGGCCGGGGAGGAAGGUCCCGCGGUUUGAGGGGGGGUGGGUGGAGGUUUUGAUGCGGGGGCAUGAGAUGAGGAAGAGGUGGUGGGGGGAGGUUAAUGAGAAGGCGAGGGGGGAGGUUAAUGAGAAGGCGAGGGGGGAGGUUAAUGAGAAGGCGAGGGGGGAGGUGGAUGAGAAAGGGGGGGAGGAGGUGAAUGACAAUGUAGCCGCGAGGCCAGAGCCAAGGCAGGAACGAGUCAGGGCGAGAUUGUAA
Messenger RNA from Plenodomus lingam JN3, 900 nucleotides. RefSeq lists its product as uncharacterized. Gene Ontology annotation, molecular function: flavin adenine dinucleotide binding; NADP binding; N,N-dimethylaniline monooxygenase activity. Lineage: Eukaryota; Fungi; Ascomycota; Dothideomycetes; Pleosporales; Leptosphaeriaceae. The record is from RefSeq and is a predicted model, not a curated record.